Fragaria vesca subsp. vesca is the source of this 945-nucleotide messenger RNA. Its product is annotated as putative disease resistance protein RGA3-like. Gene Ontology annotation, biological process: defense response to other organism. Gene Ontology annotation, molecular function: ADP binding. Lineage: Eukaryota; Viridiplantae; Streptophyta; Magnoliopsida; Rosales; Rosaceae. The coding region runs from base 1 to 945 and encodes 314 amino acids. The transcript has a single exon. The record is from RefSeq and is a predicted model, not a curated record.
AUGGUGUACAAUGAGAGUGUGGUAGAAGAACGCUUCAAGUUGCGGAUGUGGAUAUGUGUCUCGGAGUACUUUGAUAACAAAAGACUGGUUCGUGAGAUUACAAGUGCUGCAACUAAGAGCAAAUGUGAAGAAACUACUUUGGAUCUUAUGAAGACAGGGUUGCAAGAUAUAUUGAGAGGGAAACAGUUUUUGUUAGUCUUGGAUGAUGUUUGGGAUACAAUUCCAUUAGGAGUGACAACUCAAAAAUGGAGAGAACUUAAAGCGUUGUUAAAUGUUGGAGCAUGUGGGAGUAAAAUCAUGGUAACAACACGCAAUGAAUCAGUUGCUUCGCUUGUGCAUCCUGUACAUCUGCAUUCUUUGGAAGGUCUUUCUCACGAGGACUCCACGGCUUUGUUUAGAAAAAAUGCAUUCAACGAAGGGGAGGAGCAACAGUAUCCACACUUGAUGAAAAUCGGGGAGGACAUUAUGAAGAACUGUGCUGGGGUUCCCUUAGCACUAGCUACUCUAGGGAGUCUGCUCUACACAAAAAGGGAGCGACGUCAGUGGUUACAAGUAAGAGAUGAUGAAGGCAUGUCAGGAGAGAACAACAUUAUGGCUGCACUAAAAUUGAGCUACAAUGCAUUGCCGCCACACUUGAAACCUUGUUUUGCAUUUUGUUCACUUUACCCCAAGGAUUAUGAAUUUCAUAGUCAAGAAAUAGUUGCAUUAUGGAUGGCACAAGGCUUCCUCAAAUCAUCAAGAGAAAAUGAAGAUUUUGAUGAGUUGGGUCUAGACUAUAUAAGGCAGUUUUGUUACAAGUCUUUGUUUCAACCAGAGUUAGAUAGAAAGACUGAAAUGCAGUUCAAGAUUCAUGAUUUAGUGCAUGAUUUAGCAAUAGCAGUGGCAGGAAUAGAGUGCUCCACAGUUAACAAGCGUCCAUUAGCGUCGCUCAGGAAAUCUAAAUAG